Messenger RNA from Coniosporium apollinis CBS 100218, 951 nucleotides. RefSeq lists its product as uncharacterized. The record is from RefSeq and is a predicted model, not a curated record. Bases 1 to 951 code for a protein of 316 amino acids. The transcript has a single exon. Gene Ontology annotation, molecular function: 2-oxoglutarate-dependent dioxygenase activity. Lineage: Eukaryota; Fungi; Ascomycota; Dothideomycetes.
AUGCCCAUACAGCGCAGAGCAUUCGUUGCCCUCAAGAGUGCUCGAUUUUACUCCACAGCCAACCGCUUCGAUCCUGUGUCGACACUCCCAUCUGCAGACAUCGAGACGUUCCGCACCCAGUAUUUCAACCCCGGCCGCCCCGUCCUAUUCCCUCGCCAGCACUUCUCCGGCAGCCUCCCAGCGGUGCAGAAAUGGUUCAAGCCUCGAAGCGCCGUGCAGAAAGACAAAAGCAUCUGGCAGCUGAACAAAGAGUAUCUCUCCGAAUACGGUGACACUCUAGUCCCGCUUGAGCUCACCACCCCAACUCCACCUACGUCGCCUCCGCAGCUCGAAAACAAUGACGCGGCCCAAAAGGAGCCCUCAGAAACAUUCCACCGCUUCCACGCGCCCCUGAGCCUCUUCCUCGGCUGGACAUCCCGCCGUCUCACGCAUCUCCAAAUCGACCCCGAGGCGCGGCUCUACCUCGCGCAAGCUAGCAUCUCCGACCUUCCGAAGCGCCUUGCCGCUGACUUGCCGACCCCGAAGAUCGUGGAAAAGGCAGGCAGGGGAGACCUCUACGAUGCGAAUGUCUGGAUCGGAGUCCCACCUACCUGCACGCCGCUGCACAAAGACCCGAAUCCAAAUCUGUUCGUGCAGAUGGCGGGGGAGAAAGUUGUGAGGUUGUUUGAGCCGGAGCUGGGAAGGGGCAUAUAUGAGAGGGUUAGGAUGUUGCAUGGAGAUGGCAGGGCGAGUGUUCGAGGGGCGGAGAUGAUGGUGGGUGAGGAGGCGAGGGCACUUGAGGAGGAGGUGUGGGGAGAGGGGCAAGAGAAGGGCUGGGAGGCACGGCUGAACAGAGGGGAUGGGCUGUUCAUUCCACUAGGAUGGUGGCAUAGUAUCAAGGGCGUUGGGGAGGGGGUUACUGGUUCGGUGAGAUUCGCCUCUGGUGGAGCAGUCACGGAAUCGUUUUACUGA